This is a messenger RNA of Paramuricea clavata, 1776 nucleotides long. The record is from the annotation of a GenBank genome assembly. NCBI's taxonomy places the organism in Eukaryota, Metazoa, Cnidaria, Anthozoa, Malacalcyonacea, Plexauridae.
AUGGUUAGACACUAUGUACGCAAAACCCAGCGUGCAAACUGGAGCGAAGAGCAAAUGAAACUUGCCAUUUCAGAAGUUGAAAAGAAAGAACUUUCGAUUAGAAAAGCUGCAACUGCCCACGGAGUUCCAAAGGAUGCAUUAAAUCGCCGAGUCAAUGGUAGGCUAAAAAAUUUGUUAGUAAAUGAAAGGCAUAAGAAUGUGUUAGGACGUUAUAGAACAGUUCUUACACCUGAACAAGAGAAAGAGUUCGAGGAGCACAUUAUUAAGAUGGAUCAAGUAUUUUAUGGUCUUUCCAUCAAUGAUAUCCGGGCACUAGUGUAUGAAUAUUGCGAAAAAAAUAACAUUAGCAAUAACUUUAACUCGGACAAGAAAAUGGCCGGUCGAGACUUUGUUAAAGGUUUUCUCAAGCGCCAUCCGAAGUUAUCCCUUCGAAAACCAGAGUCAAUUUCUUUGAAUCGUGUGUUCGGUCUGAAUAGAACUUCGGUAAAUAGGUACUUUGGUAAUUUAAAAACAGUUGUUGAUAAGCAUAACUUUAAAGCACAUGAAAUUUUUAACUGCGAUGAAAGUGGCUUGACAUGUGUCCACAAACCCAAUAAAGUGCUUGCACCGAAAGGAAAACGAACAGUUUCAUCAACAACUAGUGGUGAACGCGGUCAGACAACAACCAUUGUUGUCGCAUGCAGUGCAUCUGGUGUGUAUGUCCCACCAAUGAUGAUUUUCAAGCGAAAAAGAAAUAAACCGGAACUUGUCGACCAUGCACCGGCAGGCACAAUUGCCGGUUGUUCAGAUAGUGGCUGGAUCGAGGCAAAUUUGUUUUUAGAUUAUAUAAAACAUUUUGCAGCCCAUGUGAAGUGCUCGAAAGGUUCACCAGUUCUAUUGAUUCUGGAUGGUCAUAAGAGCCAUACCAAAUGCCUGUCCACCAUUGAGUUCGCCCGUGAGAAUGGUAUUGAAAUGGUUUCAUUGCCACCACAUACAUCACACAAGCUCCAGCCAUUAGAUAGAAGCUUCUUUAAACCAUUGAAGUCGGCAUUCAAUACUGCUUGCUCAAGCUGGUUAAGGAGUCACUCUGGUCGCAGAAUAACAGUCGACAAACUAGGUGAACUUUUUAACACUGCAUACUUGAAAGCUGCCACCAUGGAGAAUGCUAUUUCAGGAUUUAGAUGCUCUGGUAUUGUACCAUUUAAUUCAGACAUCUUACCAUCUUCUGACUUCCUCGAGCAUCCUCACACAGCUGCUUCAGCAUCUGAAGUCGAAUUGGUUCACUCUACUCCAGGAGAGUCGGUUCCCUCCAUCCCAGGCGAGUCGCUCCCUUCUGCCACAGUCUUGGUUUGUUCAACACCUGCCCAGCCGUUAAUCACUUCUACCCCAGUCAAAUCAUUUCCACUGGGUGUGUCGGUUAGCGUCGGUGUGUCGGUUACCGCUGGUGAGUUAAGCCCCUCCACCUCUGGCAGUCAAGAUCCAGAAAAGUCUGUAACACUUAUGGACAUCCUAAAGGUGCCAUUACUUGUUGAGAAACAGAAGUCGAAGCGUUCGGAAGAGUCAGAACAUUUGACAGGUUCGCCGUAUAAACAGGCUCUUCAAAGAGAAAACGUUGAAAAAGAAGUGAAACUGGCAGAAAAGAAGAGGAGGUCUCAAGGUCAUUCUGCUGGAAAGAAACCAAAGAAGGCCAAGACAGCUGCAACCAAGCCAAAAAAGAAAGUCAAAGCUAGCACUGAGGAUGCAGAAUGUCCAAUCUGUGGUGAACUUUGGUCUGUGUCCAAGCCCGGUGAAGAUUGG